UGCUGUUGUCCCAGAUUAUAAUUAGAAUUUUUCAGAUUGUUUUUAAUGAUUCAACGAUAUAGAUUUUAAUGAGUGGUGUAGUCACAGUACUAAAUUAUUUCAGUAACGGAAAUCAUCAGAGAAGGGCUAUAAUGUCAGCAGUAAGAUAUGACUUUAUUUAUCUCAGAGGGCAAUGAGUAAAAGCUCUGUAAGGAUGCAAACAUUGGAUCCACACAGCACAUCAACAAUCAAAAGUACCAUCACACAUUCAUACCUGCCACACAAAACAAGAUCCCCUACAAUCAAACUUCAGACCUGCAAAUGGUCACAAUUCAUUUAUGCACAAUUGCAUAGUGGAAACAACAAAGAACAGCCUGGAUCUCUUGGUGCUGCAUGCGGUAAACACAGAAUCAACAGCCAGGUGGGAUCUGAUGGAACUGUCCUGAUAGGACACACUUAUCAUUAUAAAGAACUGCUGACACAUGGAAUAGUCUCCCUGUUACACAGAGUCUGAAGGACACUAUGGGUUAUCCCAAUAACUUUUGAGCAACUGCAUGCCACACAAUUCAAACUAUUCUUGUCCUUGAAUAGUAAAUUGUUGUAAUAUCAAAUGAAUAAGAUGACCAGCACAUUUUCCGUAUGGCAUAUUUAGAAUACCUGAAGAAAUCUUUGGAAGACUGAGAAAGACUUCAGUUUCUAGAGAGGGAAGUUAAACCUUUUUGACAAUAGCCUAAGUGUUGAUAUCUCAGCAAAGUCUUCUGUUGAACAUGGUGCCCAGAUUUGUAGAUGUGUUGACACUAUCCACCUGCUUGUGAUGGAUGACAUUAGACUUGGUGAAGAAUUCCAAAGGAAAUAAAAGCAAUCUCUUUGGUUUUACUAAGUUUCAAGAAAUUGUCACUGCACCAGGAAAUAAAUUCAUACAGGGCUGCUAAUUGGUGACUACUGUCCUUGGGGGAAAAUAUAAUUUACUGUGAAAAGUACAUUGAAAAUUUAACAUAGUUAAUUUUUCUUAGAGAACAGUUUGUAACUGAUAUAAAAAUGACAUAGCUGAUCUUCUGUUAAGAGCCAGAAAAGUCUUCUUAGAUCUUGUAAAAGAUGUAAAUGAUGACUAAGCAAAUUUGAUUGCCAGUCAUAAAAAUUGGACAACAGAGAUUGAUAUAGCAAAGGAAAGUUUUGGUCUAAAUGAGGGUAUUUCAUCAAUUAUUCAGUGCAUGCACAGUAUCCACUGAUCAGUGGUUAAAGCAGAAACUGGUGGGGAGGGGGAGUCAGUCAUUUACUGAGACAUAUGAUCGUAAAGAGAUAGUGUGAAAAAAAAUCACUGCUGUGUUAUAAAUUUCCACAACAAAAACAUGACACAUUACUAAAUGUAUUGAUAGUAAAUAUUCACUGAGCUGUUACAUAAUUAAUAUUGUUUUGGUACAGGAAUGAAUCGUAGUAGAAAGAAAUAUGCAGUGAUGGUUUGCCUAUUGCCUUUAAACUUCACUGUGAUAUGCUUGCCAGAUUCCAUAUAUAUAUAUAGACAUAGGGCAAUAAAUAAGAAAUACUUUUCAUCACAGUUUUGAAAAAUGACCCUCCUACACCCAACCACCACCACCACCACCCCAAAACACACGCACACACAAAAGAGGGGACAAUUUUCCUGGCAUUAGACGAGUGUCUCCCUAUCAUUUAAGUACAUAAAAUAUAUUAUGCAAAACACACUGAAAUAAUUGUUGUUUUAAGCCUGCUAUUUAUUAAAAGCCCAUAUAAUUAUUGUUAGGCUUAUAUUUGUGCUGAUAAUAAAUAUGUUGCUCAUGGAUAAGCUACUGUGCAUCUUUGAAGACAACGCUCCACUACUUCUGUCUAAUGCUCCUCACUCGAGAAGAAAGGUGUUGAAAGUAGCAGCCAACAAAUGUCCUUUCUGCCAGCACACAGCUAACGGUGGAAGUCGGACACAGGCAAACCAUGCAGGACUGUUUCAUGCAUUUCACAGACUAAGUCAUGCUUCGCUUUCAUCGUUUUGCUUUGUUUCCUCUACCCACUACCUAAAAUUACUACUUUGACAAGAGCAGGCAACUGUAAACAUGGUUAAGAACUUCUGUUUGAUUUAAAUCACUCUUUCUCCAUGUUAAGGAAGCUGAAAUCGUGAAGCUCGUAGAAGACACCCACAAUGAAAGAAUGCUACAAACCACGCCAUGCACAUAAGCGAACCCCUCCCUUGCAAUUUUCGACUUUCACUCUGCAAGGCAUUUGAGCUGUUUGACACAGACUCUCGGGGGCAGAUCAGUGCUGCAGAUGCUGGAACAGCCAUUAGAGCCCUUGGUCACGUGAUCACAGACAAUGAACUGAGGAGUUUGUUAAACCGAGCUGGAAUUGAUCCAGUCCGCGGGCACGUGGACCUGACACGAUUUCGUCAACUGGUCCAGCCCCUACAGGGCCGUAGCUACGGCAAGCAAGUGGAAGAUGCGUUCAAAACCAUUGACAAGGAAGGCAGUGGCUUCAUCAUGGUCACUGAGCUGCGCCACCUGCUGACCAACAUGGGUGACAGGAUCGCAGACGAAGACUUCAACCUACUCUUGCAAGAACUGGAGGUGGACAGCAAUGGUCGUGUGUGUGGCAAAGACAUUGUUCGUCUGCUGUCCAGAUGAUCUGGAGGUUGGAGAAGCCUUGGUGCCUGUGACAAUUACAGGAAGCUUGUACUUACAGGCUGAACAGACAUAGACGAGACAGACAAAUAAUUAAAGUACGAACUUACAGACACAGAUUGCUGAAAAUUCUUCAUUGUUCAGUCAUACACUUCACUUUUUUGUGUGAUCCAAGAAAUCUACUUUAGGAACAUUCUCAAAGUUUAUUUAUUUACAGCUGCUGUCUUGUCUCACUGCUAACACCCAUAAAUGACAUUUCUCUUAAUCUGGGCAUAUGGUCAGUUAUUCCCCUUUAGCAUUCUUGUUAAUGGGUUAUGGUUGUGGUCUAACACCAUACGCCAGAAUAUUAUCAUCUAAUAUUAUUAUCUAACUCUAAAGCAUGUUAACCCCAGCUUUUACCCCAGCAAAUGAUAUACAUUAGCUCCAAACAUUAAAGUUACCAGGACUCGUGACUACGACUAAGAAAAGUGUAUAGCCACUUUCCUCUUUCCCUCCAAAGGCCAUGUAUUGAGAUAAUAUUGCAUAUUAUGUGCCAACAUUAACAACAAAUGAUGCCACUGUACUUUGGUCAGCACUGCAUGCCAUGUUGCAACAUUUACAACAAACAGUACCCCAUGCCAUGUUGCAAUAUUUAUAAGUGAUAGUGCAUUCCAUGUUGGCAACAAGUGAUACCACUGUAAACAUUAAACAGCAGUUGAGCAUGAUUAUGGAUGAAAGUAAUAGCAACUUGUCCUGCGAAUCUUACAGUAGACUUUUUAAACACGAAAUAAUGAAUGUAGCGUUUGGAUUUACCUUUUUCCAGAAAUUCUAGUGGCUUUAACACUGACCAGUGAGUACAAAAAUAUGUACAGAUUAAACACUUGCCCUUUUCCAAUUAGUAGAACAAUCGAAAGCAGUAUUUUAAACAGAUAAAACCUUUUAGCACAGACAGAUGUGUGUGUCAAAUGUUUAGUGAGAUAAUCUCAUGUUCACUAACAUUUACUGUUUGUUAUAGUGGCUGGCAAAAAUGUCUGAAAUGCAUCUAAAGCAAUCACUUAAUCUAUUCAGGCAUAUAGUCCAAGACGUGCGCUAAUUUUGCCUCCUCAAUUUUUUACCCAAAUAAAUGAUAGAUUUUAAACUGUGAGAUUUUGCCAGUCCUACACUUCUGUUAAAACAUCACUUGUCAGGUGUUUCUGUAUGUAGGGAUCAGAUGAAAGCGCCACAUCAAGACAGUCAUUUAAAUUAUCAUUCUGUGCCUUUAGUAUUCAGUUUAAUAAUAUGAUUGUUUAAGUCAUUAUGACUAGUCCACAGCAGCAUUAUACCACAAGUUCAUGUACUGAGCUCACAGUUUGUUGAUGCCUCUGGGUGUAGGUGUGGUGUUAUGUAUGAACACCUCAGUCCUGGCUAACUUGGGGGUGUACAUGGCAUUUUAACCUUAACCUUUUAACCCUUUUAAGUGACAGCUGGCUUUUUGUGAUUUAAUUUCUUUCAUCGCUUUUGUUGAUCUCACAUCAGUUGCAGAUUUGAUGGAACUAUAGCUGCUUAAUGACUUUACUGGGCUAUGCAAGGAUCUAUGUGAACAUAUCAUGAAAUUUUCUUAAAGACAUAUCAAAUAUUGCUCAGUGCAGAGCACCGUGUGUACGUAGCAUCUAUUGUCUAUAUUUUGUAAUGUGCAUUCUUUAGAUGCACUUCUAGAACUUGGUUUAUAUCACCUGUCUUCUCUGUGUACUUUGAUUUACAUGAAAUCAGGAAAAAGCUUUUGCUUUUAAAUGCAGAUAAAUUAAAUAUUAUAUCUGUUGUCA
This is a messenger RNA of Pomacea canaliculata, 4384 nucleotides long. Its product is annotated as calmodulin-like. Gene Ontology annotation, cellular component: myosin II complex. The record is from RefSeq and is a predicted model, not a curated record. NCBI's taxonomy places the organism in Eukaryota, Metazoa, Mollusca, Gastropoda, Architaenioglossa, Ampullariidae. The transcript is spliced from 4 exons. Gene Ontology annotation, molecular function: calcium ion binding. Bases 2154 to 2606 code for a protein of 150 amino acids.